Molecule: messenger RNA, 339 nt
Organism: Emiliania huxleyi CCMP1516
Lineage: Eukaryota; Haptophyta; Isochrysidales; Noelaerhabdaceae
Exons: 1
Biological process (GO): proteasome-mediated ubiquitin-dependent protein catabolic process; nucleotide-excision repair
Cellular component (GO): cytosol; nucleoplasm
Molecular function (GO): proteasome binding; damaged DNA binding; ubiquitin binding
Source: RefSeq, a predicted model, not a curated record
CUCGUCCAGUCCAACCCGCAGAUGCUGCAGACCGUCCUGAUGCAGAUCGGGCAGGAGCAGCCCGAGCUGCUGGCGGCGAUCAACAGCAACCAGCAGGCGUUCCUCGAGAUGAUGAACCAGCCUAUCGAAGAGGGGAGCGACGCGGGUCCUUCCUCUUCGGGUUCAUCGUCCGCAGGGGGGCCGCCGCCUAGGGCUACCACGAUCCGCUUGACGGAGGAUGAGAGGGCGGCCGUCGAGAGGCUCAUCUCGCUCGGCGGUUUCGACCCUAACAUGGUGGUCCAGGCCUACCUUGCAUGCGACAAGAACGAGGAGUUGGCAGCAAACUGGCUCUUCGAUAAC